Spirodela intermedia is the source of this 2565-nucleotide messenger RNA. Lineage: Eukaryota; Viridiplantae; Streptophyta; Magnoliopsida; Alismatales; Araceae. The record is from the annotation of a GenBank genome assembly.
AUGGUGAGGGUGGCUACAUACUUCGCAAUGUCACUGGGCGCGUUCAUCUUCUGGCAGUCGAUGGACAAGGUUCACGUCUGGAUCGCGCUCCAUCAGGACGAGAAGGUGUCUUUCUCUCCCUCUUCCUGUCUUCGUCUCUUCGAUUUUGGCCUCGAACCACCUUCAAAUCUGGUUCCAUGAUUUCCAUGGGGCUUACGGUUGGGGAGAGUGAUAUAUGGAUUUCUCUCUAGAUCUCAGACCCCCGGCUGUGACCAUUUGUUUUCUCUUAGGGUUUCGACGAUUUUUCCAAUGUGUGUGUGUUGGGAAUCGUCUUUCAUGCGGGUUGGUAGCUUAAACCAGGCGCCAAAGACUCAAAAAAUCACAGCACACAUGCAAACCAGGCGACCGAUGACGAGUUCUGCUGGUGAACUUGGGAACUGGAGAUGCCACAUGCUUGAAGAACCGAUCAGUCGAGAUGGUUCAGAUAAUUUGCUGAAUUUUGAGAUUGAGGCCUUUAGCUUCUAGUGAUUGUGUGGAAUUUCGUCGUCUUUGGCACACAUUCUGGCAAACUAGGGUGCCUGUGUCUCAUAUGCUGUUCAUGAUAGCAAACGGAUCAAACUUUUCUUGGAGGCUUGCAUACCCAAGAGUCCGUUUCAUCGAUAACUCAUGCAUAGGAAAUAAAUAUUAUUCCUCAUGGGGAUGAUGUAGUCAUGUGAACUUGAAUGAAAAUACUGUCAGAACGGGUCUCCUCUGUUGGAAAUUAAUGCACCGUGCAAAUAAUCAAGAAAACUCCAUUACAUAUACCAUUCAGAAAGGCUAGAUGGAACCAGUCUUACGCCAAUCUAGAUUGCGAGUUUAGGGGUUGCAUUAAUAUAUUUAUCAGUUGUUUUGAUGACUAUUUCCCUUCGACGGCUAGCCUUGUAGGCGGCAGAAUGUUGGUUGUUGUUGACCCUCUGGGCUGCUAUAUGUUCCUAAAAGACGUCCAUCUCAUUUCUUGAACAAUGGGGGGACUGCUCCACCAUUUUUCCCUCGCCUCAAGGUUACGGUGAGGGAGCUAUUUUGGUGGCAGAAUUCUGCUUAAGGAAUGCUUUGAUCUACUGAAUUUUUUUCUUCUUGUUAUCCCCCAGAGGUACUUAUAUCCGAUGUCUCCUGCUGAAGAACUAAUCCUCAGUGCCCAUGACUACAUUCUAAUGUAAAGAUUAAAGCUAGAGUCCUCUGGAUUUCUUAUUCGUUGUUGUCUAGAAUCAUCUCUCUCAGCGAGGAACUGAUAGGAGAAAUUAAGAAAAUAAGGCAGCCUGUACUCUUACUUGAGGGAAAUUGCCAGCGAUUUGAUUUUCAUGAACGUGUCAUUGAUUGCAAACAGCGUUUUAUAUAUCACAAGUAGGGCAUUAAUUUUCAUCUGAAAAUUAUCUGCGUAUUAAAUGACUUGUUAUUUAUAAAAUUGUGUAUCUUUCGAAGAUCAUUUGAUAAGAUGAGUUAAAUUUACGAAAUUUUCAUAUAUUUUGGAUAAUAGCUUCAUGCUAUCAAUAUUAGUGCUCAUAAAAAUUUGAGUAUCUAUAAUUAACUUGUGCGACUCUCUUUACUUUCGGUCAAUACCCGCCUAUUCAAGUUGCUUUUCUUUUCAGGGAAUCGAGCUUGCUUUUCUGGCCUUUGGUGGCUGGAUCCAUUAAAAUCAUACAUUGAAAUGGUUUUACUGCUGUUUGUUUUAUUUUUGAGGAGCGAAGUGGCCACCCACGACCUUGGCUUUUUAGAGAAUCCCGCUCCUGUGUCGUAGGACUUGUAGCUCGGCAGUCCACCGGGGGGGUUUGUUUAUCCUUCCAGUUUCGAGUGUUUAUCAUUCAUGGACGCCUGGGUAUAACCAGAUUAAGCUCGCUAAAGAAGACCAAGAAAAGAUUCUUAGCUGGGGGAGUGGGGCAUACACAUCCUAUCCAAGAGAUUAUUUUCCAGCCUGUCCAUUUCUUUUCACGAGUGUUCAAAAUGCCCAAAGCAUUGCAGGGAAUAAUCAAUGCAAUGAUUGUCAAAAGGGUUAUCCAUUUGAUUCGUUGGAGGAUGGUGCGCUGAAGCAAAUCAGAUGGGAAGCAAAGCCCCAGGGGACGGAUCAAUCAGGUUUAGUUUUUGAAUGACGAGGAAGAUAAAAGUUGCUGGAGAUGCUGCUUAAGUUUAAUUUUUUUUUUAUAAUCUAUUGAAAAUGGUAUAAUGAGGAGGAGAAAUACUAAUAUGCCAAAUACUGAUAUGCACCUAGAAUAUGGCGUGAAAUAUUCGGUAGAUAAACAAUAGAGUUUCUUAAUUGAGAAAUGCAUGCUGUGGUAUCUCUCAGAGCCUCUGGUGAUAGAGGAGAGCUACUUAGAAAGUAACCCUAAAAGAGCCCUUUUUUUUUUUUUCUUCCACGGGUUGGAAAUUCAUCAACUGUAGUCUUCGUUUGCAUUUGAUCUUGCUGUUGCACCAAUAUUUGUGAUGUAUUUCUAGUUGUUCAUCUAUUUUUCGCCCCUACUCUUUCAGAAGGAAAGGCUGGAAAGGGAGAUGGAGAUCAAGCGGGUCAGAGAAGAACUACUGGCUCAACAUGCCUCGGAAGACUCACUUGCAUAA